Anolis sagrei ordinatus is the source of this 4704-nucleotide messenger RNA. Lineage: Eukaryota; Metazoa; Chordata; Lepidosauria; Squamata; Anolidae. The record is from RefSeq and is a predicted model, not a curated record.
AGCAGAGCUAGCUUAUUCUCCAUUUUGGUAGCUACUAGAAGGCAUGUCUGAGGGCUGCUAAACCAGGCAAUAACCAAAACUCCCUAACAAGAAAAGCCUUGCUCUGUUCCUUCUCCAAUCCUUCAGAGGAACUAUGUUUUGGCUAAAAGUCUUCCUUGGCAUCUUUAUCUUGCAUUGUAGUGCGGCUGAAGGAAAUGAGCUGCAAUAUCUCCUAGUAGUACCUUCCGUCUUGCAGAGUGCCUCCUCAAAUACAGCAUGUGUGCAACUUGUCAGCCUCAAUGAGUCUGUGAACCUGAAUGUUCUUCUGGAGUACCAAGGACAGAACGUCACCAUUUUGAAAGAGCAAGUGAGAAAGCAGAAUUUUUUCAAGUGCAGUACCUUUCAGGUCCCUUAUGCCAGAAUCAGUCCUUUGGCUUUCAUCACUAUCUCCUUCAAAGGCAGCACUCUUAAUGAAACAGAGCGAAGGUCUGUGGCCAUUCAAAACACAGGCAAUGUGGUUUUCAUCCAGACUGAUAAACCUAUCUAUAAACCAGGAGAGAAAGUGCUCUACCGAGUUGUUGCUUUGGAUACAAACUUCAGACCAGUUCCUGAAAUUUAUCCGUUGAUCGUCAUCCAGGAUCCCCGGGGCAACCAAAUAUUUCAGUGGAUAAAUGUAACAUCGGAAACUUCAAUUGUCCAGUUAUCAUGUAAAUUAAUUUCGGAACCAAUCCUGGGGGACUACCAAAUCAUUGUGGAGAAGAAGUCAGGAACCAGAACCUUUCAUUCUUUUACUGUAGAGGAAUAUGUACUACCAAAGUUUGAUGGUACGAUCAGUGCACCAAAAACAGUCUCUGUGGAGAAUCAAGAUUUUGCAGUGAAGGUGUGCAGUGUUUACACCUAUGGGCAGCCUGUGGAGGGAAGAGUUCAGCUCAGCGUGUGCAGAAAUCUCAAUUUUUAUGGAAGUUGUAGAAGGGAUCCUCUCUGUGUGUCUGUUAAUAAGGAGCUGGGUAAAGAUGGCUGCUUUUCCCACAUCUUCAACUCAAAGACCUUUGAGCUUAAUCGUUCGGGAUACUGGAUGAACCUUGAUGUCAAAGCCACAAUCACCGAGAAAGGGACAGGAAUACAGAUUGAUAGGUCAGCCACCAUUUCAAUUUCUCGAACACUGGCAACUGUGAGUUUUGAAAAUAUGGACCAAUACUAUAGAAGGGGACUUCCAUAUUGUGGACAGAUCAAACUGCUUGAUGUCAAUGACUCACCUAUUGAAAAUGAGAGUGUCCAACUACUCCUCAGUGACAAGAAUGUGGGCAAUUACAGCACCAGUGCAAGUGGCACGGCUCAGUUUUGCAUUGAUACCUCGGACAUCUUGAGCCCUGAUUUCUCUCUCAGACUAAUAUAUAAACCAAAUGAAAAUUGCAACAGUGAUGGCUGGAUAUUGCCGUACUAUCCAGAAGCCUACUAUUCAGUCCAGCGCUUCUAUUCAAGGACAGGCAGUUUUGUGAAAAUACAUCAGGCAUCAAAAGACCUUUCUUGUGGCCAGACCAGAGAAAUCAAAGUGUCCUAUGUCUUCAACAACAUAAAGAGCAACCCUAAAAACCUAAAGCCACGCACCACAGCAACCUUCUUCUAUUUGGUACUUGUGAAGAAUAAGAUUGUCCAUUAUGGGGAACACACUGUCUCCUUCCGUAGUGCUUCCGUGGGAUCCUUCAACAUCCGGCUUGCUGUUGAUCCAAACUUGGCCCCAGUUGCCACACUGGUAGUCUACAGCCUGCACCCUGAAAAGGAAGUUGUGGCUGACAUUGCCAGAUUCCAGAUAGAGAAGUGCUUUAAAAAUAAGGUCAAGCUUGAAUUCUCUAAGAAACAAGCCCUCCCAGCUUCAAACGUCAGCCUCCAUAUUGAAGCUGCCGCCAACUCCUACUGUGCCCUGCGUGCCGUGGACCAGAGUGUCCUCCUCUUGAGACCAGAGCGAGAAUUAUCAGCAGAAAGUGUCUACAGUCUACUCCCUUCUGAUAUGUUUAGUUACUACUUCAAUGGGCUCAAUCUAGAGGAUGACCCUGAAGAGCCCUGCAUCACAGCUGACAACAUCUUUUAUAACGGAUUGUUUUAUGUUCCGUCAGACACCAACUAUGGCCAAGAUAUCCAUGAUCUCAUUAGAAACACAGGUGUUAAAUUUAUAACUGAUUCCAAGCUACGAAAACCAGUUUUAUGUUCAAGGGGCUGGAAUUUUCCUCUCGCCAGACCUUCAGUGGAGAUGGCAGGUCGUAUCCCCUCAACCACAUCUGUUAAUAUGUUUGAAGCAUCUGCUCCAGUGCCACCACCGCCCUCAUCAGGAGAUGCACUUGGGGGUAAUGUUCUUGUUGAGACUGUUCGGAAGUUCUUUCCUGAAACCUGGAUGUGGGACCAGGUUCCCAUCAAUUCAACUGGACAGGCUGAACUCUCUUACGUUGUGCCUGACACCAUCACAGAGUGGAAAGCUGAUGCCUUCUGUGUAGCGCGGGAGGCUGGGUUUGGCAUCGCGGUACCUGCCACCUUGAUUGCCUUCCAGCCAUUCUUUGCAGAUAUGACAUUCCCUUACUCCAUUAUCAGAGGAGAGGAAUUCCUUCUCAGAGCUAAUGCCUUCAAUUAUCAGGAAAGAUGUGUUCAGGUCCAUCUUUCACUGGCAGAGUCCCCAGAUUUUGAAGCCUAUCCUCUCUUACCGGAGGGAGCUGAUAAAGGGUGUGUGUGCAGCAAUGAGAGAAAAACUUCCAUUUGGAAGAUCAUCUCCAAAAAACUUGGUAAUGUGGUCUUCACCGCUACUGCCGAAGCACCACAAAACAGCGGCAUCUGUGAGAAUGGAACAUCAGGGGGCCCGAAUGUGGGUUGGAAGGACACCCUGAUCAAAACCUUGCUAGUAGAGCCUGAAGGUGUUGAAAGAGAAGUGUCCCAGAGCUCCUACAUCUGUACCAAGGAAGGUACUCCAACCUCUGAGCUGGUAUCUCUGAAGCUCCCUGAGAAUUUAGUGGAAGAAUCUGCAAGAGCAUCAUUCUCUUGUAUCGGAGACCUCAUGGGCACAGCAAUGCGGAACCUACACCAGCUCCUGCAGAUGCCUUAUGGCUGUGGGGAACAGAACAUGGCCCUCUUUGCACCCAACAUCUAUGUCCUGGACUAUCUGAAUGCCACUGGGCAACUGACUGCAGAGAUCGAAUCCAGGGCCACAGGAUACUUAGUCAGUGGAUAUCAGCAGCAGCUGUUAUACAAGCAUUAUGAUGGGUCUUAUAGUGCCUUUGGCAGCAGGGACCGGGAAGGCAACACUUGGCUCACAGCUUUUGUGUACAAGUGUUUUGCAAGAGCUUCACGUCGCAUUUUUAUAGAUGGAAAUGUCCAAACCCAAACCUUAAUCUGGCUGUCUAGCAAGCAAAGAUCCGAUGGAUGUUUCCAAGAUGUGGGGAAGCUCUUCAACAAUGCUCUAAAGGGCGGAGUCGGCAGCAAUCUUGAACUGUCAGCCUACGUCACCUCAGCUCUGCUCGAAUCUGGAUUACCCACCUCGCAUCCAGUGGUCCGAAAUGCUUUGUAUUGCUUGGAGACUGGAUUAGAACAAGGAGGUCUCACUGUCUAUGCACAAGCCAUUUUGGCAUAUGUUUUUGGCCUUGCCGGUAAUAAGCCCAAUCUGGAUGUCCUAUUGGACAAACUGAAUAAAUCAGCUACAAGAGUAGGUGGUUCAUUAUACUGGGAACGGAAUGAUAAACCACCAACAGAAAGGUCUCCCUCCUUCUACCCCCGUGCCUCAUCCGCGGAAGUUGAGACGGCUGCCUAUGCGGUCUUGGCAGUGCUCACUGGGGCCAACCCAACCUCAGCACAAAUUACAACAGCAUCACAGAUUGUGAACUGGAUUACCAAGCAACAGAAUCCUUACGGAGGUUACUCAUCCACCCAGGACACAGUGGUUGCUAUUCAAGCUCUGGCUCGGUUUUCCCAACUUACCUUCUCUAAGGAUGGUCAGAACACUGUCAAGAUCCAUUCCAACAAGCCUUUUGAGAAAGUAUUUGAGGUGGACAGUACCAAUCGCCUUUUGCUGCAGCAAACUUCUCUACCCGAUGUUCCAGGGGAAUAUGCAGUGGCCGUGAGUGGCAACGGAUGUGUCUUUGUCCAGACAACUCUGAGAUACAACAUCAUCCUCCCUCAGAAGUCUUCUGGGUUUUCCAUCUCUGUGCAGACUGCAAAUGCUUCUUGUUCAGACAACGUCCAGAAAAAGUUUUCUAUUAGCAUCACAGCCAGUUACACCGGAAAGCGCAAUACUUCCAACAUGGCCAUCGUUGAUGUAAAGAUGCUCACAGGAUGUGUACCUGACCAGUCUUCUCUACAAAAGCUUCGUGAUGACAGGGUUGUGAUGAAGGUGGAAACUAAAGAAAACCAUGUUAUCUGCUACCUGGAUGAACUUUCCUACAAGGCAACAAGUUUCAGUUUCAUGAUUGUGCAAGAUCUUUCUGUUUCAAAUCUCAAGCCGGCUUCAGUGCGUGUUUAUGACUAUUAUGAAACAGAUGAGACUGGUGUUGCUGAAUAUAAGUUCCCUUGCAAUGCAGAAGAUUCUUGAGCCCUCCAGAUAUUUUGAGGAUGUUAAUGAAGAUAUCCAGGGCCUAGGAUAAAGCUAUGCUAUGGCAAGAAGUAAUACUGUCGAAGUUCAAUAAUUGAAAAUUGGUUUGGGGCAGCUUUCUAGCUGAAGGUUUUGCAACUUUGGAUAAUUUGAAAUAA